Messenger RNA from Otolemur garnettii (small-eared galago), 633 nucleotides. Its product is annotated as S-adenosylmethionine decarboxylase proenzyme-like. Gene Ontology annotation, molecular function: adenosylmethionine decarboxylase activity; putrescine binding. The record is from RefSeq and is a predicted model, not a curated record. The coding region runs from base 1 to 633 and encodes 210 amino acids. Lineage: Eukaryota; Metazoa; Chordata; Mammalia; Primates; Galagidae. The transcript has 2 exons. Gene Ontology annotation, biological process: spermine biosynthetic process; spermidine biosynthetic process. Gene Ontology annotation, cellular component: cytosol.
AUGCAAGCUGCACAUUUUUUUGAAGGGACGGAGAAGCUGCUGGAGGUUUGGUUCUCCCUGCAGCAACCUGAUGCAAACCAAGGAUCUGGGGAUCUUCGCACUAUCCUGAGAUACUUGGAGACUCUGGAUUUCCCAGAGAGUCGAGUGAUCAGUCAGCCAGAUCAAACCCUGGAAAUUCUGAUGAGUGAGAUUGACCCAGCAGUUAUGGACCAGUUCUACAUGAAAGAUGGUGUAACUGCAAAGGAUGUCACUCAUGAGAGUGGAAUUCUUGACCUGAUACCAGGUUCUGUCAUUGAUGCCACAUUGUUCAAAGCUUGUGGGUACUCAAUGAAUGGAAUGAAAUCAGAAGGAACUUAUUGGACUACUCACAUCACUCCAGAACCAGAAUUUUCUUACAUUAGCUUUGAAACAAACUUAAGUCAGACCUCCUAUGAUGACCUGAUCAGGAAAGUUGUAGAAGUCUUCAAGCCAGGACAGCUUGUGACCACCUUGUUUGUUAAUCAGAGUUCUAAGUGUCACACAGUGCUUUCUUCACCCCAGAAGAUUGAAGGCUUUAAACAUCUUGAUUGUCAGAGUGCUACACUAAAUGAUUACAAUUUUGUUUUUACCAGUUGUGCUAAGAAGCAGCAAUAA